GGUGCAUAAUUGAUUAUGCACCGUGGUGCACGAUAUAAUUUGCCAUGGCUAGAAGUCAUGGGCAAUUUGGGGGACCUAUGUGAGAAGGGGGGAGGAGUUAGGGGUGCGAAUUUGGCUAACGAUCAAAGUUAAGGGGGUGAGAGUGUACAUAAAGAAUAAAUGGAUGGGGUAUAAAGCGAACAAAUGGAAAAGUUUAAGGACUAGAGUGUGACAAGACUAAAGUAUAUGAUAUCAAGGUGCAAAGAUUGUGAAUGGGGGCUAAUUGACAAAUAAUGGGAAAAUAGGGUCUAUAUGGUAGAUAUUUAUGAUUGGAGGGUCUAUAUUGAAAAGUUUGACCUCAAAAAUUUGUCCACUUCAUCAAGAAAAAGUCUAGACAUGAAGACAGUUGAGUAUCAUUAGUCAUUACUGCUGUCUUCUGAGUACCCAAAUGCAGCAAAACUAAAGAAAAGUCAAACUUGAGUAAUUAGACAGACUGUUAUUUUGAAACUACUCUCCAUCACAAGUUUACUUAUCUAUUUUCUGCUUCGAAAUCAAGAAUCGAGCAUGGCAGGAGGAGUAAAGCUGCUAGGAAACUGGGCAAGCCCUUUCGCCCUGAGGGUGAGAUGGGCCCUGGAACUCAAAGGGAUCAAAUAUGAAUACCACGAAGAAGAUCUAACAAGCAAGAGUGCAUUGCUACUGCAAUACAAUCCUAUUCACAAAAAGGUUCCGGUUCUGGUUCAUGAUGGAAAGGUUAUAGUGGAAUCGUUGGUUAUACUGGAGUAUAUUGAGGAAACCUGGAAGAAUACCCCCCUCCUCCCUGAUGAUCCCUAUGAAAGAGCCAUGGCUCGUUUCUGGGUUAAAUUUGCCGAUGACAAGUGUUUCCCAGCGAUGAAGGGAGUUUUUUUCAGCCAAGGAGAAGAGCAGCAGGCUUUUGUCAAAGAAGUUUGUCACAACCUGAAAUUUCUUGACAGUGCUCUCAACCGCAACUGCUGCUUUGGUGUUGCAAAGAUCGGUUUUGUGGAUGUCGCUUUAGCUUGGAUUGUAUGCUGGGCUCAGGUGAUUGAGGAGAUUGUGGGUGUGAAACUCAUCCUUGAUGAGGAAAUGCCUUCCCUUGCCAAAUGGCACCAGAAUGCCCUUGAAGCUGCCCCUGUUCUGAAAGAGUGCACACCGCCCCGAGAAAAACUGGUGGAGCAUUUCAAAGGCUUCCGCAAGAUGCUUGCAGCUGCAUCAAACUGAAAUAUUUUUUCGAUUAGUAUGGCUUAAGUACUCAGAAAGUUGUUGUGAAAUUAGUAAAUUACAAACUAAAGAUGCAGUGUACUUCUCAGUUCAUAUACAGUAUGGUAUAAAUAAAAUCAACAAGCUCCUAUAUAUUCAUCUAA
Molecule: messenger RNA, 1358 nt
Organism: Ipomoea nil (Japanese morning glory)
Lineage: Eukaryota; Viridiplantae; Streptophyta; Magnoliopsida; Solanales; Convolvulaceae
Product: probable glutathione S-transferase
Exons: 2
Coding region: 544-1215 (223 amino acids)
Biological process (GO): glutathione metabolic process
Cellular component (GO): cytoplasm
Molecular function (GO): glutathione transferase activity
Source: RefSeq, a predicted model, not a curated record